AUGGACACGCCUCCUCUGACUCUGGACACGCCUCCUGACUCUGGACACGCCUCCUUUUUGUCAGGACACACCUCCUCUGACACUGGACACGCCCCCUCUGACUCUGGACACGCCUCCUUUUUGUCAGGACACACCUCCUCUGACUCUGGACACGCCUCCUCUGACACUGGACAUGCCUCCUCUCUAGACACGCCUCCUCUGACCCUGGACACGCCUCCUCUGACUCUGGACACGCCUUCUCGGGCACUGGACACGCCUCCUCUGACACUGGACACACCUGCUCUGACUCUGGACACGCCUCCUCUGACUCUAGACAUGCCUCCUCUGACUCUGGACACGCCUCCUCUGACUCUGGACACGCCUCCUCUGACUCUGGACAUGCCUCCUCUGACUCUGGACACACCUUCUCGGGCACUGGACACGCCUCCUCUGACUCUGGACACGCCUCCUGACUCUGGACACGCCUCCUUUGACACCGGACACGCCUCUUCUGACUCUGGACACGCCUCUUCUGACUCUGGACUGUGUUGA
Molecule: messenger RNA, 531 nt
Organism: Knipowitschia caucasica
Lineage: Eukaryota; Metazoa; Chordata; Actinopteri; Gobiiformes; Gobiidae
Source: the annotation of a GenBank genome assembly